Nymphaea colorata (pocket water lily) is the source of this 1940-nucleotide messenger RNA. Its product is annotated as ribulose-1,5 bisphosphate carboxylase/oxygenase large subunit N-methyltransferase, chloroplastic. Gene Ontology annotation, cellular component: chloroplast. The transcript has 12 exons. Gene Ontology annotation, molecular function: [ribulose-bisphosphate carboxylase]-lysine N-methyltransferase activity; protein binding; protein-lysine N-methyltransferase activity. Bases 52 to 1539 code for a protein of 495 amino acids. Gene Ontology annotation, biological process: peptidyl-lysine monomethylation. NCBI's taxonomy places the organism in Eukaryota, Viridiplantae, Streptophyta, Magnoliopsida, Nymphaeales, Nymphaeaceae. The record is from RefSeq and is a predicted model, not a curated record.
GAUUUUCCCGCUGGCUUUCUCACCUUGUCUUUCUUCUCACUGUGCCUGGCAAUGGCGGAAGCUGGGACGUUCUGCACUCAAUUUUUACCCAAUUUCUCCCCUAAGAAAUCCAGAAGAAGUAAAUUCUUGAUUCCUUCUAUGUGCACUAGCAGGACGAUCCGGGUACGGUCUGCGAUCUCUCUGCCCUCCUCCGAAACCCUCGGCACCAUUCCCUGGGGCUGCGAGAUCGAGUCUCUGGAGAGUGCCAUCACCCUGCAGAAAUGGCUCACGGAUUCCGGCCUUCCACCCCAGAAGAUGGCGAUCGAUCGGGUCGACAUCGGCGAUCGGGGGCUCGUCGCCCUCAAGAACGUCCGGAAGGGGGAGAAGCUGCUGUUCGUUCCGCCGCCCCUUGUGAUAUCUGCCGAUUCGGCAUGGACCUGUCAAGAAGCAGGUGAAGUUUUAAGGAAAUUUAACGUGCCAGACUGGCCGUUACUUGCGACAUAUUUGAUCAGUGAAGCUAACAUCGGUGUGUCUUCAAAAUGGCAUCCAUACAUUUCCGCCUUGCCGCGGCAGCCAUAUUCGCUCUUAUACUGGACUCGCACGGAGUUAGACACGUAUCUGGAAGCUUCACAAAUCCGAGAACGGGCUAUAGAAAGGAUUACCGAUGUUUCUGGAACAUACAAUGACCUUAAGAUCAGGGUAUUUUCCAAAUACCCCCAUUUAUUUCCUGAGAAGGUGUUCAACAUGGAAACCUUCAGAUGGUCAUUUGGGAUUCUCUUUUCACGAUUGGUGCGGUUGCCAUCUAUGGAAGGAAAGGUGGCCUUAGUCCCUUGGGCUGACAUGCUUAAUCACAAUUCAGAGGUGGAGACAUUUCUAGAUUAUGAUAAAUCAUCAAAAGGAGUUGUCUUCACAACUGAUCGGUCUUAUCAACCAGGUGAGCAGGUUUUUAUAUCCUAUGGGAAGAAAUCAAACGGCGAGCUUUUGCUUUCCUAUGGUUUUGUUCCUAGCGAAGGGUCCAAUCCAAAUGAUUCAGUGGAUCUGUCUUUAUCACUUACUACAUCUGAUCCUUGUUUCAAGGAAAAGCUAGAGGUUCUGAAGAAGCAUAACUUGUCAACGCCUCAAAGAUUCCCUCUGCAAAUCACUGGUUGGCCAUUGGAAUUGAUGGCAUAUGCUUAUCUAGCUAUCAGCCCGCCAACUAUGAGGCAACACUUUGAGGAGAUGGCUGCUGCAGCUUCCGGUAAAACCACAUCCAGAAAGGGGCUGAAGUAUCCAGAGCUUGAGGAACAAGCCCUGCAGUUCAUUUUGGACUGCUGUGAAUCAAGCAUCACUCAGUACACCAAAUUCAUUGAGGAAAGCAAAUCUAUUAAUUUGCCUGUAGCUUCUCCAAAUCAAGUGGACCGGAGAUUGUUACUGAAGCAACUAGCUGUGAACUUGUGUACCAGUGAACAACGUAUACUAUUUCGUGCUCAAUAUAUUAUUCGGCGGAGACUGAAGGACAUGCGAGCUGGUGAACUGCGAGCCCUUUCAAUAAUGAACGGCUUCAGGAAGCUAUUCAAGUAGUGUGCGUCUACGUCUUCACCAGCAAAAUUCUUUUGAUUAGCUCCGUAUCAUUAUCAACAACGUUCGGCAGCUUCGGCUGGUGACGACAGGGUUGUGAUGCGUCUAUUUUAUUCCUUCAUCUCUAAAUCUGAGAGUCUUCUUUCUGUUGGGGUCCAAUCUUUCUAUGUUGGAUGAAAGAAAUGAUUUCAGUAUCCUAUUUCUUUCAAUGGCCUUUCUUUGAAGCCAUGGCUCCCUGGAAACUCAACAAUGUGAACGUUAGACUUGAAGAGACUUUUAUCAGCAUCAGCCAUGGUUUGACUUGGCCAUGUAGUGUUCUUAAUGGAGCCAAGCAUGGCUCGACAAUCGAGUAACCCUCUCUGAGCUAUUGUUAUGUUUUGAUUAAGCCAUUUGUCUUUGGCCAA